GUGACAGUGCCAGUGAAGAAAAGUGAAAUUAAAACUUAAAAGGGUUACAGGAAUACUCCUGGGAAUUAAUUGCAGGUGCAACUGUGCCAGGACCAGGACAAAGACUUGCAAGCUAAGGAAUCUACCGAAUGUAGAGCAUGGAAGUGGAUAUUGUGACCUAAAUUGUGAUUCGUUUAGGGAAAUACAAAAAGAGAUUCUUGCUCGAAGGAUUUAAAUCUUAAAGAAUUCUUAAUUCCUUUGCCUAAUUUUUGCUGAGAUUUUAAAUGGAUUAAUUGAUCCUACGAAUUAUUAUUUCUUGCACAAGAAAAACCUCUCGCAUCUGCCAGUCAUGCCUGGCCUUUGGUACUCUCUGAUUUGUGGCGGAUUAUUCUGUUUGAGUCUGUGCCGAGCCGAAUACAACUAUCCGCGACUGCCGAAAACGCUGAAACCCCUGAGCUACAAUCUGAAGAUUGUCAGCCAUCUGCAUGGAGCCAAAAGGUUCACCUUCGAGGGGGAAGUGCACAUUCAAAUGGUCACCCGCCACGAAACGGAUAAUAUAACCCUGCAUGUGGGCAAUAUCACGAUCCAUGAGUCAAAAAUAAAACUAAUUGCGUUGGACGGCAAGGAUACAGCCUUCGAGCUGGAUGGAACUGGCGAAGUGCCGGAGCGGCAGUACUAUAUGUUAUUUCUGACUGCGAACCUGGUGCCCGAUGUGGUCUACGAGCUGCGAAUGGCCUUCUCCGGCGAUAUAAUUGAGGGCGGCGAUGCCUACUACUGGAAUAAGUACCAGGACAGCGACAACGAUACCAGAUAUCUGACGGCCACUCAGUUCCAGCCGACACUGGCGCGGGAUGUGUUCCCCUGUUUCGAUGAGCCCAAUCUAAAGGCGAAUUUUACCAUCUCGCUGGGCCACGACCAAGUCUAUCACGCGCUCAGCAAUAUGCCCGUUAAGCGCAUCAUUCCACACGGCGAGCUGCACAAAUACGUUUGGACGGAGUUUGAGGAGUCCGUGCCCAUGCCCACCUAUCUGGUGGCCUUCUCCGUGAACGACUUUGAGCACACAACGACCGUCAAGUCGGACAGCGGCUUGGAGUUUCGUUCGUGGGCACGUCACGGCGCCAACUCCACGCCGCUGGCUGCCAUGAUCCAUGGCAAUGUGGUUGGCUUCAAGGUGCUGCAGAUCCUCGAGAAAUUAUUUGGCAUCAACUACGCACUGCCGAAAAUGGACCAGAUGGCCGUGCCCAACUACACGGGCGCUAUGGAGCACUGGGGCCUGGUCACCUACCAGGAAUCGCGGAUCUUCAGCACAGCCGAGACGACGGCCUCCGAGCGGCAUGCAAUCGCCGAGAUGGUGGCCCAUGAGAUGGCCCAUCAGUGGUUUGGCAAUCUGGUGACGGCCAAAUGGUGGUCGGAUGUGUGGCUCAACGAGGGCUUUGCCUCGUACAUCGGCUGCUAUGCCCUGCAGGAUCUAAUGCCGAAUCACGAUCCGUGCGAGCACACGAUCGUCACGAGUCUGAGCAAAAUUUUCAUAGCGGAUGCGUACAACAGUUCGAAGAGUUUCGCGCGAUCCGUCAUGGAUGGCGAGGAGGUCAGCGCCACCUUCGAUGAGUUCUCCUACGGCAAGGGGGGCAUUGUCCUGCGCAUGCUGCACCACUUCCUGGGCACCAAUACGUUCAAGGCGGGCAUGCGCGACUAUUUGAGUCGCUUUGCCUACGGCAAUGCGGGCAGGAAGGACCUUUGGGAGUCCUUCACCGAGGCAGCGGAGGAAAAUAAAACACUGCCGGGCAACUUCAGUGUGGCCAGCAUUAUGAGCACGUGGACCAAGCAGCCGGGCUAUCCGCUGAUAAAUGUCAGCCGGAACUACGACGAUGGCACGGCGAAUAUCACGCAGCAGCGCUUCCUGCAGGACCAGCAGCUGGAUGCGCGCAAGAGCUGCUGGUGGAUCCCGCUCUCCUUCACAACGUCCACGCUUUUGGAUUUCAUGGACACCAUGCCACGCCACUGGUUCCAAUGUGACGGGGAUACAGAUGCCGCUGAAUUGAUUGUUCCACUGAAUGUCGACACCGCGCAGUGGGUCAUUUUCAAUCUGCGCAUGUCCGGGCUGUACAAAGUCAACUACGACCGGCGCAACUGGGAGCUGAUCAUUGACACCUUGAACAGCGAACACUACAGCAAAAUUCACGCACUGAACCGCGCACAGCUGGUGGCCGAUUCCCUCAGUCUGGCCUGGGGCGGAUACAUCGGCUACGAUGUGGCCCUGCCGCUGGUCAAGUAUCUGCGGCGAGAGCUGGAGUCUGCGCCCUGGCUGAUGGCCCUGUCCAAUCUGCACAAGCUGACACUCAUCAUGCGGCGCACAGCCCACUAUCCCAGCUUCAGGGGCCUUGCACAGCUGAUAACGACGCCCAUCUACAAGCAUCUGGGCGGACUGAAGGUCAAGAAGGGCCUGAGCCUAAAGCAGCAAAUCCUGAAGACCCAACUCGUUUCGUGGGCCUGCGCCAAUCGGGUGGACCGCUGCAUAAAGGAGGCCAAAGAUAUGUUUUUCAGCUGGCGGUCAGCGAGUGAUCCGGACAGACACAAUCCCAUACCGGUGGACGUGCGCGCCACCGUCUACUGUACGGCCAUUGCCGAGGGCGAUGAAAUCAAUUGGUACUUCCUGUGGCGGCGCUACAGCAACCCCACCGAUCUGCACGCGCGUGGCAUGCUGCUGAGCGCCUUGGCCUGCACGCAGCGGCCGUGGGUGGUGCUGAAGCUGCUGGAUUUCAUUAUGCGACCGAAGGGCACAAUGCCCGAUGAGGAUGUGAGUGCUGCGGUGGAGGCGCUGACCAAUCAGGAUGUUGGCUUUCACAUAGCCAGGGCGUAUCUGAUCGAACGCUUCGCAGGCACCUUACCGAAAAGCCCCAAGACAAUUGUGAGUUUUACCCAUCUGCUGAUUGCCUUGACACGAAGGAUUCACACGCUGACCGAUGCGCGUUACUUUGCCAGCAUCAUUCACAAUCACAUACCAGACAUCCAGUCGGAGGAACUGCUGUAUAAGCUACGCCAGGCCGUAGGCACAAUGGUGGGCAACGUUAAAUGGCGUUCAAGGCAUGCCAAGACGACGGCCAGAGCCCUCCGGAAGGUGAUGAAGAUCAAGGAUCGAGAGGAGGUGGUAAGAGUGAAGGAGUAUGCGGGUUAGUGGUAUAUGCAGAUGCGAGUUACUACUUUAUGUAGAUGUUGUUUGUAUAUUUCGUAUAUUUAGUUAAGCUAGAACAUGCUAAAUCCGUAAUGAACAUAAAUAGAAUUGGAAUUCCACUCCUUCAUAAUCAUACAUACAUACAUAUCUCCUGUGUGUGUGUGUGUGUGUGUGUCGGUUAAUCCUUCCAGUUUGUCAAUGUAAAUGUUACAUAUUACAAUGUACAUAAUUAUUUGCUUUGUAAAUGUUAAUAUCACUAUAGCAGCGCUCUUGAAAACAACAAAACAAAAAAAAUAAGGAAAAAACUAAACGGAACGAAACUAAACUUAACUAGCGAGUGACU
Drosophila obscura is the source of this 3494-nucleotide messenger RNA. RefSeq names its product aminopeptidase N-like. The record is from RefSeq and is a predicted model, not a curated record. The coding region runs from base 329 to 3154 and encodes 941 amino acids. The transcript is spliced from 5 exons. Gene Ontology annotation, molecular function: zinc ion binding; peptide binding; metalloaminopeptidase activity. Gene Ontology annotation, cellular component: cytoplasm. Gene Ontology annotation, biological process: peptide catabolic process; proteolysis. NCBI's taxonomy places the organism in Eukaryota, Metazoa, Arthropoda, Insecta, Diptera, Drosophilidae.